UUGCAUUAGUUCACUGAUUGGGAGCAUUUCAAUUCAAACAGUGGCAACCUCCUCCUCACACUAAUCUGAAACAGUGGUGAUUGUUGUAGCCCGUGUGAGAUGGUGGGAAGAAGCCAAGUAAAAGUGAAUGAAUUAGAUUGCAGGAAGUGGGACGAAGAUUUGUACAAGACCUCAAUUCUCCAAGACAGAUUAAACCCCACUCUUACUAUCUUCAGAACCGCCUUUCCCCCAAACACGUCUCUCAAUCCUCACCUCAUCGUCGCCGCCUCCAGUGACGGCUCCAUCGCCUCCUACGAUCUCAGUUCCGGAAAUGCUGCUCGGCAUCAAAAGAAUUUCGUAGUAGCACAACCGAAUUGCUUCCUCAAAGCUCAUCACGGUCCUGCUUACGAUGUCAAAUUCUAUGCCUCUGCUCAAGAUGAGGCCUUGUUGUUGAGUUGUGGAGAUGAUGGUCAUGUUCGUGGGUGGAAAUGGAAGGAUAUGUUAAUACCUGAGGACGAUUGUUCACAAGGAUGUGAUUUGAGACCAGUUCUUGAAUUAGUGAACCCCCAGCACAAAUUGUCUGCCACGUUAAUUCUCAGACAUAAAAAUUACAGAUCGAGGAAGAUGAAGAUUGGAGAGGAGGUCCUUGGAAUGCUCUCUCCCCUAUACCAGAAAACAAUGCCAUUGCUGUUGAUGAACAGGGAGGAUGUAUUUAUGUUGCUGCUGGUGACUCUUCUGCAUAUUGCUGGGACUUGGUAUGUAUGUUCGAAGGAGGAAGGUAAGAUCAAGACAGUUUUUAAGGGCCAUGCAGACUACUUGCAUUGUGUUAUCACCCGCAACUCUGGCAAUCAGAUCAUAACUGGGUCAGAGGAUGGUACUGCAAGAUUAUGGGACUGCAAAUCUGGAAAAUGUGUUCGGGUGAUUAAUCAAGAGAAGGAUAAGAAGCUGAAAGAGGUCCACUCACGUGUCAGCUGUAUUGCUCUUGAUAGGAGCGAAAGCUGGUUGGCUUGUGGCCGUGGACAAACUCUAUCGGUGUGGAAUCUACCUGCUUGUGAGCACAUUUCAAAGGCCAGAAUGAAUGCCGCUAUCCAAGAUAUAUUAUUUGAUGAUAAUCAAAUUUUAGCUGUUGGAGCAGAACCAUUAGUCAGCAGAUAUGACAUGAAUGGAGCUAUUCUUUCACAGAUUCAAUGCUUUCCUCAGUCAGUAUUUUCUGCUUCCUUGCAUCCAUCAGGGGUUACUGCUGUCGCCGGUUAUGGAGGCAUUGUUGAUGUUCUUUCACAGUUCGGAAGCCACUCUUGCACAUUUCAGUGCAGAUCCCAGUGAAUAGAGGUGGCUGGCUGAUGUCAGGGAAGAGCCCAUCCUAGGAGAAAUGUCUUGUGAUGUUUAAUUAGUAAUGUUGUUUAUUUGGACAUGGAUGUGUAGAAUUAGAUAGGAAUUUGAUUCCACCGUUUCUGAGAAUUUAAAGAAGUAGCCCGGUUUAAAAGAUAGAGAAUAGUUAACUUUUUUUUCUUUUUAAUUUUUUUACAUUUCAUAGUUCUGCAAGUAUACAAUGGAUACAAUUGGAACUUGCGACAGGCACCAGGCAUGUAAUGGUGCGAAGCUGGGUUGAACUCUCAAGCUCGAGUUCGGGUACCAUAAAUUUCAUGCUUAAUAUUUAAUUUGACCAAAGUCCAACACGUUUGAACUUUCUUCAA
Molecule: messenger RNA, 1673 nt
Organism: Daucus carota subsp. sativus
Lineage: Eukaryota; Viridiplantae; Streptophyta; Magnoliopsida; Apiales; Apiaceae
Product: THO complex subunit 6
Exons: 13
Coding region: 100-1302 (400 amino acids)
Biological process (GO): mRNA export from nucleus
Cellular component (GO): transcription export complex; THO complex
Molecular function (GO): protein binding
Source: RefSeq, a predicted model, not a curated record